GAUAUUGCAAACCUUAUUGGUUGGGGAGUUACCCAGGCUAAUAGAAAAACAAAAAUUAUAUCCUAGAAAGACAGAACAGGUGUGACUUCUGAGAAUAAGGGUCAGAGAAGACUAGAAAGGCUGGAACCACCUUGAAAUUGGCACGCACACACACACACACAUACACCCACACACACACAAUCACCAAAUGAUCUGGAAUGUGGUAGGUCAUUAAUCUGCUUUGCAAAUGUCAGAACUUUAGGAUCCCAGUACUUCUUGUUCUCAAGAUCCACAACCAGAAAUCACAAGUACAGAACCUCCAGGUCUGUCUCUUCCUGCUGGAACAGGACACAUGAGAGGGGGUGGUUCAGGAGAGGGAUCAAAGUCAGAAACAGCCAUUAGAGUAAACUCAUGCCAAGCAAUUGGUCACUCAGCUAUGCAAUGAGUCAGCCCCCACUGCUGCAUGUCCUUGAGUACAGACUUCUGGAACAGCAGCUCUUCUGAAGGCUAGUUGUGACACCCAAAGUGACAAGAGCAGGUCCAUGUUCAGCCACCUCAUCCGGGCCUUAUCAAAGAAGAGUCCUAUAUGAGAUCAAAUGGCUGCCUUUCCCCACAAGAUUAUAUUUUUCCUGAUAUCCUCUACUUUGACACAUAUGGUUUCCUCAGCAAUUUUCAGAAAACGUGACUUCACUAAAUGGCCUAAGCCCCCAUGUAAAAUGUAUCAGCCACCGGAACCAUAUUACGAUGUAGACUGCCCUGAUGUAAUAGCACCUGUUUGUGCCUCAAAUGGUCACACUUUCCAGAAUGAGUGUUUCUUUUGUGUUGAGCAGUGGGAAUUUGGUUUUUAUAUAGAAUUUGAAAAAUAUGGAAAAUGUGAUUAAUGGGUAACCGAGUACCUACACUUGCUUAUUCUUUUUUUCUACUUAAUUCAGAAAAGUAUUUCUUUUGGAGUGUGAAGAUGUAAAUUAAAUAACAUCCCUAUGCUGUACUUAAAUGUCGAACAAAAUGGGAGACAAAAAUGAAGGAAUCAAACUAACAAGAACCAAAUAUCACAUUUAUUACAAAUAAACAACAAAAGAGC
Rhinopithecus roxellana (golden snub-nosed monkey) is the source of this 1060-nucleotide messenger RNA. Its product is annotated as serine protease inhibitor Kazal-type 13. The transcript has 5 exons. The coding region runs from base 576 to 860 and encodes 94 amino acids. The record is from RefSeq and is a predicted model, not a curated record. Lineage: Eukaryota; Metazoa; Chordata; Mammalia; Primates; Cercopithecidae. Gene Ontology annotation, molecular function: protein binding.